GGGCCUCGAUGUGCUGAAACCACGGCUCUGGAUCGUGCUGCCAAACCUCCGGCAGCCUGAUUGCCGCAGUGUACACAGCGGGAACGGCCUGCGCCCCUGCACCGUCACCCGACUCCCCAGACAUGCUGCUCAAACGUCCAAGGUCACCAAUGUGGCGGUCGCAGAAAGAGGAGUCAGACGAAGGAUUUGGUGUGAGCAGAGUUUAUUUCCUUACACAUGCCAGUGACAGCAGUCAUACCAGGAAGCCCCACUGAAAGGUAACUUCCGCCGUUAUAAACCCCACCACCAGUGCACAAAACUCCCCACGUCAGCAAGCCCCGCUCUUUCUAAUUUUAGGAAACCCAGCAGCCACACAGACACCACAACCUUUUCAAAUGUUUUAAUUGUAUUUCUGAAGAUUAUGAAGUAUUGAUGUAACAAGUGUAUUUAUGUGUGCCUCUCUUUUUUUCUUUGUGCACUGAGGCUUGACAGAAAAGUAGUGCCAAACAGUCCUUGAGAUGAGCUCCAAAAGUGUCCAAUCUUCACUGAAGCAACCUCAAAAUGCCCAAGCGCGCCUGGACGCUGAAUCGCCAGCGCUCCCAGCGCUCCUUAACGCACCACAGAGCCACUUCUCUCAUAGUAAACAGUAUGGCGGCGCUUACCGGCUGUUCUUCGGGUCUCUUUUUGACCGUGUCGGGGAGAUCGCCUGCACGAUAGCUUUGAGUGAUCUCUAUUACUUGUUUUUUAACAUGGGGACAAACAACGAACAGACACAGAUGGACAAGUUUCGUGAACAAACAUGGAGGAAACAGAAGUUCACUUGAAAAUCAAUUUACAGUUUUGGACAAAGGAGAAAAUGCCACCCUGGUGACAGAGCCGAAACCUAAACCUGAGACUCCGAUGCCCUUACUCGACAAAAAAAUGUUUGAGAAGGCUCCUGUGUGGGAUUUUGAUGAUGUUUAUAACCAGGAUGCCCCCCCUCGACCCGCAACGUGUGCCCAGUCACGACGAAACUCAAAGGAUGAAUUCUUCAUGAAGGCUUUUCUUCCCAAUGUCUGUUUAUUUCUACACAAAGACAGCAUCAACAUGAGUGAGUGGAACCGGCUUUCACAUUUUAACAAUCCCCUUGGUUUUAUGGAGUAUAAAUACGAGGAUGUGACCUGUGACCCUGUCCUGAAACUGAUUCCACAGCCCAAAGAGCCACUGCUUUCCCCAAAACCAGGGAGCAACGGCUGUGUGCGCUGUGCAGUGGUGGGGACUGGAGGAAUCCUCAACGGCUCCAAAAUGGGGGCAGAGAUUGACGCUCAUGAUUACGUCUUUCGAAUGAAUGGUGCAAUCACUCAGGGCUUUGAGGAGGAUGUGGGGAACAGGACAUCAGUGUAUGUUCAUACAGCUCACUCCAUCACCACAUUACUCGAUUUGCUCAAGAAAUAUGGAUACCAGGCUGCCCCCCAUGAUGAGGGUAUCAAAUAUGUGAUGAUUCCUGAGGGGCAGAGAGAUUAUAACUGGCUCAACGGUCUUCUCAAAGGAGAAAAAAUAGCUGAGGGUCCCUACCGCAACAAGGAGCCAAGGAAGUUCUAUUCAGGUCAGUUCAAUGAGACCCGCUUCUAUGUUCUGCACCAGGACUUCCUCCGGUACGUCAAGAACAGAUGCUUAUCGUUGUUUAAUAGAGCCUCGAAUCUCCCAGGCAUGGCUGUCUACAUCCAGUGCUUCAACAUUCUCAUAGCAUUGACAUUAAUGCUCAUUUUUCUGUCAUGGGAAUUCCUCUUGAACAUUCACACCAGCUGGUUGCUUUUUUCAAGCAAACGCAGAGCUGGAGACAGAUUCAUUGAAGCUAACUUCACAAUUUGGACAAAAGGAAAGCCUGAAACUCCACCAGCUGCUGCAUUCACAACACAAAAAGCAAACAAGACAAAUUUAAGAAGAGAAAAAUCAGUAGAAGCAGAGAUUCCCAUCCGACCCCUCAUCAUGAAAUCCUUCAGGAAGCUUCCAAAAUGGAACUUUGAUGAUGUUUAUAAUGAAGAUGCUCCAUCCUGGCCAACAACAUGUGCGAAGUCUCUGAGAAAAUCAAGGGAUGAGAUGUUCAGAAAGGCUUUUCUCCCCAACAUACGUUUGUUUCUGCACAAAGACAACAUCAACGUGAGUGAGUGGAACCGGCUCUCACACUUCAACAGCCCAUUUGGAUUCAUGCAGUACAAGUACGACGAAGUCAUGGCUGCAGUCAAGUUGAUCCCAAAGCCCACAGAGCCUCUGCUCCUGCCCAGACCGGGAGGAGACGGCUGUGUGCGCUGUGCUGUGGUGGGCACUGGAGGAAUCCUCAAUGGAUCCAGAAUGGGGGCAGAGAUCGAGGCGCAUGACUAUAUUUUUCGGGUGAACGGAGCGAUGACCACAGGCUUUGAAGCAGACGUCGGACACAGAACAUCGGUCUACGUUCACUCUGCUCACUCCAUCUUUAAAUCACCGCAGUUGUUGAAAAAGUACGGAUACAAGUCAGCGCCACAUGAUGAGGGUAUAAAGUAUGUGAUGAUGCCUGAGGCCAUGAAGGAUUUCCAGUGGCUUGAGGGUCUCCUCAAAGGGAGAAAAGUCUCCUCUGGACCGUAUCAUGGAAAACAGCCGAGACGUUAUUACUCCGGGCAGUACAACGAGAGUCGCUUCUAUGUUUUGCAUCAGGACUUCCUGCGAUACGUUCGGAACAGAUUUUUAAAGGCAGCAAACCUGCAGUCUAAACAUUGGCCAGUGGUUCGGCCAACCAAUGGGGCUUUCACUCUCCUUCUGGCUUUGCACACCUGUGACAUAGUAAGCGCUUAUGGAUUCAUGACUGAUGACUACAAAAAAUACUCUCAUUACUACAUUGAAAAGACAAAGAAAAAGAAGAAUGUGCUCCAUCCCCGCCAUGAUUACAAACUUGAGUUGAAUCUGUGGAAAAAACUUCACAAGCGCAAGAUAAUGACGCUGUACCAAAGAAAAAAAACCCAAAACCACUGAUGUCGUUGUCAUAGUAAAAUGUUUUUUCUUUUCUUUAUAUCUGUAAAUGAAGUUCUGAGAUGAACUAUUUGAAUAGAUGUCUGUGCAGCGCUACUGACCACAUGUAGCAGAAUGAGGAACAGAAGUGAUAUUGCAGGGAUAGGUGUUUAGGGUUUUUUUUAUUAUUAUUAUUGACAUGAAUUGUUUUUGCAUAGCAUAAUUUUUUACAGAAAAGACAUUUAAAUGAAUGAAACAAAUACGAAACUGACCAAAAUUUUCCUCAGAACAACAGUUAUUAAUGAAUAAUAUACCUCCCAAGAAUCCAUGUUUGUAUUUCUUUUUAAAAUGAAUUAAGUUUAAUAUUUGUUUUAUUUCCACAUUGAGGUGAAAUGUA
Molecule: messenger RNA, 3337 nt
Organism: Salarias fasciatus (jewelled blenny)
Lineage: Eukaryota; Metazoa; Chordata; Actinopteri; Blenniiformes; Blenniidae
Product: alpha-N-acetylgalactosaminide alpha-2,6-sialyltransferase 1-like
Exons: 18
Coding region: 880-2964 (694 amino acids)
Biological process (GO): oligosaccharide biosynthetic process
Molecular function (GO): alpha-N-acetylgalactosaminide alpha-2,6-sialyltransferase activity
Source: RefSeq, a predicted model, not a curated record